Molecule: messenger RNA, 3867 nt
Organism: Phytophthora nicotianae INRA-310
Lineage: Eukaryota; Oomycota; Peronosporomycetes; Peronosporales; Peronosporaceae
Exons: 1
Coding region: 13-3519 (1168 amino acids)
Cellular component (GO): cytosol
Source: RefSeq, a predicted model, not a curated record
CACUCACAAACCAUGACCAAGGAUCAAGGUUCGAUCAGUGCUCGUCCACAGCCCCCUACUCGUUCCAGUAGCUACCUCCCGGGUACUUGGCAGCCUCAACUUCUCUCGCUAUGCGUCGUGUGUGUGUCCUCUCAAUCUUCGUCCACAACUCGCUCUCAAAACGCCGAAAAUGCAGCGCAGACCUCAUCCGUCGAGUUUUCUGUCCCUCCACUGGACUCUGAGGCGUCGAUACUAAGCGAACAGCAGCUACUACACUAUGGCCGCGUUUUAGCAUCAUCAAUUGACUUAUCCGUCACCUCAAUAGACGCUGGAUUAUGCUUCGAACUCGAAGACGAAGUCGAUGAUACUUUAAACGACCAGGAGGACGAAGAACUCUUCAGUCGAGAGAUGCAGGCAGCCGACGCCGAUGCUAAAGGUGCCGGUGUGUUCUUCUGUGUGCCAAAGGGUGAAAACAUCAAACAUCAAACUCUAGGAAUCGCUGUUGAAGAUACUAAAACCAGGAACAGCAAAGAACAGCGGCUCUUGAUGCUGCUGACGCCUAUUACGUCGCAGAAGCUAGAGAUUUUCGGAGGGUUACGCGCUCAGUUAAGAGCGGUGGCAGUCAAAGUCUUCGCUGAGGAAAAGGAAGACAAAAACUUCGAGGAGAUUGAGCAGUUCUACAAGACGCUACAAAAGCAGACAGUGAUAGAGAGUGGAUUGCUGCCGAAUGCGGCGAUGGUUCGACGACUUGGAGGCAGUGACGUGGUGGCGACGCUGCAUGCGUUGCUGAUCCAAGGGAGAGUGGUGUGCUACUCGGCUAGCGCAUGUGCGGCGUCAGCAGCGGUGAUGGCUCUCCUGGCGAUGUUACCGUCGCAACUAACACAUUCGCUGCUGCAAGAGAAUAAAGAGGUAUUUACUGUACAACCUUGCUGCGAUUUAAGACAAGGAAGGGAGGUGUUUAAGUGGACUGGAGGAUUCUUGCUGGGAACAAAUAACCCGUUAUUGCUGAAGAGUGAGAGCGCGCAGCUUGAUCUCGUGUUGAAUUUGGAUGCUGGAGAGGUGACGGCACACCCGACAGCCACAAGUGAACGCGCUUUCGCGUUCGGUACGAAGACAUCGGCAUUGGCUGAUGGAUUGACGCGACGAUUUACUGAUCCAGUAGCUCCCAUUCAUUUGCCGAUUGCAGGCCAACGUACUCGCGACAAUGAGUGGGUUUUGGCUCAAUGUCGUUCGUAUUUCGAGGAACUACUAGACGCUGAAGUGGCAGCCAAUCUCCACGCAGAAACUGAGAAUGAAAUUGACGGAGAUACGGAGGAAAGCUCUGCCAUUGGUGACUUGUUUCCAGCUUCGUUCCGUUCGAUGCUUGAGGAAAUAGCGGCUCCGGUACUGGGAAGUUUAGUAUACGCGGAUGAAGAGGAACCUCCCAACCCACGCUCAAGAUUUUGCGCUGAUUAUGGCUGGAGUUGGACACUGUCGUGGCAAACUACAAGCAACUAUACCAAGUGGAUAGACCAAGAGCCGCGUCAGCGGAGACUUACCAGAAAUGAUUCUAGUGGUCGUUCUCGAAUACGAAGACCGCCACCUAAUGAAGGUCGCGCAGUUUAUACCUAUCCGAAUGGUGACGAGUACGAAGGCGACUUUGUCGAAGGUAAACGUGAAGGAUAUGGUGUGUAUAUCGAACGUUCAACAGGAAAUCAGUACGAUGGAGCGUGGCUUAAUGACGAGCGACAUGGUAGAGGAAUGUUGACUUCUAAAGCGAGUGGAGGAUACAUUUACGAUGGCGAAUGGGUGCAUGACAUGCGCUGUGGACAAGGACACAGUACACGACGGGGAGGUGGAGGUGCAGGUGGUGGAGAGAGUUAUACUGGCCUGUGGCGCGCUAAUCGCUUCCACGGUCGAGGUGUGUACGUUAACAGCGAAGGUGACGUGUACGACGGAGAGUGGUGCGAUGGUGUUAGACAUGGAGCUGGUAAAUUAACCGUAGCUAAUCUGACGAAGUCUAGGCCCGGAGAAAUGGCAGAUGUGGUCCAGUAUGUAGGCGAAUGGAUGGAGGGGAAGUUUCAUGGUAUCGGUUCGUGCAAGUACAAGGAUGGAUCAGAGUAUUCCGGCGCCUUUAAUCGAGGAAAGCGUCACGGAAACGGCGUGCUUGUACUGGCAUCAGGAGAUCGAUAUGAAGGCCAAUGGUGGCAGGGCUUACGUCAUGGCCAAGGUGUGUCUUUCUCUAAACCCUCAGGUACGACUCGCGAGGGGGCUUGGAAACGUGGAGUUGAGGUCAGUGAUGGUGAAUGGCUUAUCACAUUCGCCAACGGUGACAAGUAUUCAGGCUCAUGUCGUCGUGGACGACCAUGGGGUAAAGGAACAUGUAAAUUCGCCAAUGGCACAGCAUACACUGGCGAGUGGGUAGACGGCCUUCGAGAAGGUCGAGGGGUUUGUGUUAACCCGGAUGGAGCGAUACUUGAGGGAGAAUGGCAACACAGUGUAUUUGUGAAGUCUGUGCGGUCUCCGUCACGGUUUGUAGAUGUUUCACUGUCACCAAACACACCUCCUUCGUCACCAAAGCGCCCGUCAGCUUAUAAUGAAAGUGAAAGGGAACAUCCGAUGAGUGGAACACAUCGACAUGUUUACCCGAAUGGAGACGAAUACGAAGGAGAAUUUAAAGACGGAUAUCGAGACGGCUUUGGUAUAUUCACUGAACGUGCAACAGGAAGUACUUAUGACGGACAAUGGCAGCGAGAUUUACGUCAUGGUAGCGGAAUAUUGACGUCGGGCUCCAAAGAUUUUAUUUACGAUGGUGUUUGGGAGAAUGACGAACGCUGUGGUUACGGGCACUGCGUGAUUAGUGGUGGACGAGAGACGUAUAGUGGACAGUGGAGAGCGAAUGUCUUUCAUGGUACAGGGAAGUACACAGACGCAGAGGGAAAUAUCUAUGAAGGCGAGUUCGUUCAGGGCAAGAAACAUGGCGUUGGCAAGCUGAUCGCUCCUGUAGACCUACCGUCGGAUUCUACUGUUCAUCACCUGACACAACAGUACUCAGGCGAGUGGCGUGAUGGCUGUCGUGAGGGCUUAGGUGAUGCAGUGUUUUCUGAUGGUUCAAGGUACUCGGGACAGUGGAAAGAUGAUCUUCAGGAAGGCGAGGGAACCUUCACGUCGACUCAGGAUGAUCGCUAUGUGGGCCAAUGGCAUCGUGGAUGUCGCGAAGGACCAGGUGUACUCACGAUCGGAAGCUCGGGAGUUAUCAAGGAAGGUCAGUGGUGUCGCGACGAGCCCAUGGACGGCGAGUGGACCAUCACGUUCCCAGACGGCAGUAAAUUUACUGGCGAAUGUGUGGGAGGUCGACCUCACGGUCGCGGAAUUUGCAAAUACGCUGGAGGUGACCUGUACGAUGGCAUGUGGGUGCAUGGUAAGCGACACGGAACAGGUUCUGGUUUUUUCGCUAAUGGCGAGAGCUUUGUGGGGCAGUGGGAGAACAACCAUGUCGCGUUAAACGGUCAGGGUGAAUUGACGCUAGCGGAUGGAACAGUGCACGUGUACGACAACUGACCGGUCAGUACUAUAGCAUUUCCUGUCUUAAGCAAGGGUAUGCGUCAACUUGAUUGCAGUAGUACUAUCAUAUCCUUGAUGACAAUUCAACGAUGCGAUCGUGAUCACUGUUGUUACAUUCGCAAUGACCCUCGCUCAUUGUGAUCACUGGUCAACAAAACUCGGCUUAUUCAAAAGGGAGAUUUAGGUUGUGGUGGCAGUGAUUCACUGCCAAUGAGAGCGUUUAUCUGGAGGAUGAUUGCACGUGCAUGAGUUUGACGUACUUGGGCAGCACUAAUCAGAAAGAAAGGACGUCCACAAACAGAGAUGCAAAGUUCAUUGGACUGCACACGGUUGGUUGAUAAGAAU